Molecule: messenger RNA, 707 nt
Organism: Linum trigynum
Lineage: Eukaryota; Viridiplantae; Streptophyta; Magnoliopsida; Malpighiales; Linaceae
Source: the annotation of a GenBank genome assembly
AAGCAGCGAGGUAGGGUUGUUGGAGGAGAGUAAUAGCGCCAAAUCAAAUCGGCUUUUGUUGUUUGAUUCGCCACUCUGCUGCAUCAAUGGUUAUUGCUCCGAACGAGUGGAUAAGCACGGAAGACGCGCUGCUCCAGGCGCUGGUUGGCAAGUACGGCAAGAACAAUCAAUGGCAACGCAUUAGUGCGCUUUUCGUUCGCAAAUCCGCCAAGCAGUGCGAGGCUCGCUGGUAUCGCUGUUUCGACCCAUCGGCCAUCAAAAGAAGGGAGGAGGCAGCAACAGUAGGCCAUCUUGGUGAGCGCUUGGAUGCUGUCGCCCUCAACCAUGAAUGAGAAUCCAUUCUCACGGAGGAGGAGGAGAAGCCACAGCCCCAUUGAUUCUCUUGGAUAUGUACAGUGAAGCUCUGUUUUUUUUUUGUGUGCGCGCGCGAGUUUUGCUUGGUUCUCUAUAUUGUUUUCUUGAUGUAAAUUGUCUAUCAACUUUUGGUUUAUCUUUCACCUUACCUUACCACAUAUAUUUUACACUUAGCUCGAUUAUUUUUUUGUUGCAUACUUGUAAAAUAAGCAAGACACGAUUUAACGUGGUAUCCCCGACGAUGUGUCGGGACUAAUCCACGGGAGAGUAUAAAACUCUCCGGCUACUGAUGUUAUUAUGUUGUACUUUCACAAAGCGGCGAUGGCCGCGUACAAUGAAUAUUUAUACCCUUU